AUGAGCGGCUCAUAGUUCUCACUUUGCUAAUUGGUUCAACUGGAGGUGGCUGCCCGCUGUAAUGCGAUUCCAAGUGCUGGUGGGAUUGGAGAGUAGGAGGCCAGUCCGGAAGUACGGCAACGGACAUUUGUUUAGUACGGCAUUGCGCAAUGAGAUUUGUACGCAUAUAAGCAUGCAGUUUUUAUCCCCUCAUCUUUCAUGAGCAAACACCUCGAGCAAUGGCCUAAAGGCAGCCGGAAGACGGUUCUUUUAUAUAACACACGUUCCACGUUACGCUUGUGGGCCAUGAGCGACUAGAAAGAGCACAUAGCGAGGCCGUCAUCCAGAAAUCACCCUCAACAUGGACAUGGGCGGUGACAGACCGUCGUCCUCUGCACCGCUCACUCCAACUGGCGUAGACUUUUCCAACGAGACACAGGCGUUUGACUUCUUGCAAGAGAUUCUCGAUGACUCGGUUUUGGGCCCAGUCGGUAACCAGUAUGCACGAUAUUUCUGGUAUGGAGUUGUUUCAGUCAUUGGCAUAGCGAGUAUCUGCAACUUUGUGCAGAGAUGCGUAUUACGGAUGAGACUCAGAGCAAGCGCAAGAAACCGCUCAAGGCCUGCAAAGCCCGCGAAUCCUUUCACGCAAUCCAUUGCGACCACAGCAGCCCUCCUUCGAGAACCGAGCUAUCCUCAGAUCACGCCUCUGGCAGCAUCGAGUUGGUUAAAAGUGCCUCCGCUGGGCCAUGUCUACAUCAUUACUGCGUAUUUGGCUUUUAUCUUGGCUCUGGUGUUUAUCAACAAUAACAUCCCUGGUGCACAACACUUCCAAGCUCUCGGUAUACGUGCUGGAUGGCUCGGAGCAGCCCAAGUGCCGCUGCUGGUACUAACAUCAAGCAAAACAAGCCUCAUUGGCUUCCUCGUCAACUCGUCUGUGGAACGACUCAACGUCUACCACCGAUGGGUCUCACGUGGCUUGCUACUGCUGGCAACUUUGCACUUUGGACUGCAGAGUCAUGCCUGGAACAUCUAUGGCUUGAUGGUCCUCGAAUGGAAAACUGACGAGUGCACACCCACAGGCAUCUCUGCGUAUGCCCUCUUGCUCUGGAUGAAUCUGACCUCGCUGGCACCGUUGCGCUUCUUCAAGUAUAAAAUAUUUGUCGUGCAGCAUUUGCUCACGUAUUUUGGCUUCACAGUUGCGCUUGUCUAUCACCUGUACGGAACGUCAUCGCCCUAUUCGACAAAUUACAUCUACAUUAGCAUUGCCUUGUAUCUGGUCGGUCAGUUGGUUCGCUUUGUGAGGAUGGUUAUUGUCAACAUUCGGCCAAGUAGAGCGGCCCUGACACCCCUAGAGGGCAGCGCAACCAAAAUCCGGCUCUCUAGCCCUGGAAUCAAGUCAUGGCAGCCAGGGUCGUAUGUACGCCUGUUCAUUCCCCGAUUCAACGUUGUGCAGGGGCACCCAGCGACGAUAUUGUCGACCCCAUCGUCGCAUGGAGGUGACAUGGUGUUUAUUCUGCGGUCAUGCGGCAGCUUCACCAAACGACUUCUCAAAGCUGCCCAGAUUGAGGGGCAUCAAUCUAUGCAUCUGACGCUCAUUGACGGGCCGUAUCCUAGCCCACAUGCAGAUUUUGCCUGCUUCGAUACGCUGGUCCUCAUUGCCGGGUCGACUGGAGUAACCUUUACCCUCUCUGUUCUUCAGGAUAUUGCACAGCGUGCCAAAACGCACAAGAUUCUUCCCCUUCGAACCCUCCAUUUCACCUGGGUAAUUAAACACCAGAGUUGGAUAUCCUGGGUCUCUGAAGAGCUGCGCACAACGUUUAGCAUGCUGCAAGAGGCAGGUGUUGAGACGCUCUGCAAUAUUCAUAUCACAGGCGAAGAAAGCAUUUCUAGCGACAAAGAGUCUGCUGGAAGAGGUCGACCACGGGAACAAGAAAAAGAACAAGACGGUGAAGUUGAUGGACCACUUGUUCUUGACGACGAGCAGACUGAAGUCUCGAAAUCGCAGAACCGUCGGACAUCAGAUGCAGACAUCUCGUUCGCGGAGCUGCAUGUGGGACGGCCUACGUUCCGAACUAUGCUUGAAAGAAGAGUCAACCAGGCGCAAGGCGAGACGGCCGUUGCGGUCUGUGGUCCGUUAGGGCUAUCAGUGGCCGUGAGGUCAGCCGUGGUGAGGAUAAGUGAUGAUUUGGCUGUCGACAAAGGGAGCGGACUGGAUGGACUAUACUUGCAUGUCGAGAAUUUCGACUAGUUGUGGAGGAUUCAUAUUAACAGCCCGUCUGCCAGAUCGUGGCUCACCUCAUUCUUCAUUUUUUUAAUUGAAUUGGGGAUGGUAAAUGAGCGCAAACAUAAUACGUGUGUAUAUGCAUGCGUGGAUGAAUUCACUAUACUUUGGUAACAUCUUUGCAAUUCAGUAAAGCCUUC
Messenger RNA from Trichoderma harzianum CBS 226.95, 2400 nucleotides. RefSeq lists its product as hypothetical. The transcript has 2 exons. Gene Ontology annotation, cellular component: plasma membrane. The record is from RefSeq and is a predicted model, not a curated record. Gene Ontology annotation, biological process: intracellular iron ion homeostasis; copper ion import; iron ion transport. NCBI's taxonomy places the organism in Eukaryota, Fungi, Ascomycota, Sordariomycetes, Hypocreales, Hypocreaceae. The coding region runs from base 341 to 2227 and encodes 628 amino acids. Gene Ontology annotation, molecular function: ferric-chelate reductase activity.